Ailuropoda melanoleuca (giant panda) is the source of this 543-nucleotide messenger RNA. It is a transcript of the gene PRR27, whose product is annotated as proline rich 27. Lineage: Eukaryota; Metazoa; Chordata; Mammalia; Carnivora; Ursidae. The record is from RefSeq and is a predicted model, not a curated record. Bases 1 to 543 code for a protein of 180 amino acids. Gene Ontology annotation, cellular component: extracellular exosome. The transcript is spliced from 3 exons.
AUGGACUCAAUUUCUACUGCCACUCCAUCCAAGCAGCUGAAUCCUAAAAAGCGCUUCCACUUCCCUGAUGAGGAUUACAGUGGCAAUCAUUACCCACUUAACCCAUCUUUGAAUAUUCCUUAUCCCAAAUCAGACAUCGAUUUUGCUUCUCCUUUUCGUCCUUCAGGGAAUAAAAUCCCCAAUUACCCUGGGAAUCCUGACCCUGAUACAGGAAUAGCCUCAUAUCCCUGGAUUCUCAGUUCUCCUGGAGCCUUCCUCUACCACACUCCUAGCUUUCCCAUAACUACUUGGUUGGUCCCCUCUUCUCCUCCUCAGAAAUCUUCCCAAUUUGUCCUUCCCGCAAGUAGACUUGAAGGACCUUUUUUCCCACUCAAUGCCCCCAUGCCGACGGCUGCUGAACCUUAUAUAGCUACACUUCUUGUAGCCGCACCCACUACACCACCUCCCAACCCAAAGCUUAUUGCGGUUGAGCCUGGGCCAGAAGAGCCUGAUGAAGCCCAGCCUGCUGCUUCAGAAACUUGGCCUUCUACCUCUCUUGACUAG